This is a messenger RNA of Cuculus canorus (common cuckoo), 958 nucleotides long. RefSeq lists its product as uncharacterized. The record is from RefSeq and is a predicted model, not a curated record. NCBI's taxonomy places the organism in Eukaryota, Metazoa, Chordata, Aves, Cuculiformes, Cuculidae.
ACAAGUGGAGUUCCUCAGGGCUCAGUACUGGGUCCAGCUCUGUUCAAUGUCUUUAUCAAUGACCUGGAUGAAGGCAUCGAGUGCACCCUUAGCAAGUUUGCAGAUGACACUAAGCUGGGAGGAAGUGUCGACCUGCUGGAGGGUAGGGAGGCUCUGCAAAGGGAUCUGAACAGGCUGGACUGCUGGGCCGAGACCAAUGGGAUGAGGUUUAACAAGGCCAAAUGCCGGGUCCUGCACUUGGGGCACAACAACCCUAUGCAGCGCUACAGACUGGGGGAAGAAUGGCUGGAGAGCUGCAUGGAAGAGAAGGACCUGGGGGUGCUGGUUGACAGCCGACUGAACAUGAGCCAGCAGUGUGCCCAGGUGGCCAAGAAGGCCAACGGCAUCUUGGCUUGUAUCAGAAAUGGGGACCAGCAGGUCCAGGGAGGUUAUUCUCCCUCUGUACUCAGCACUGGUGAGACCGCAUCUCGAGUACUGUGUUCAGUUCUGGGCCCCAGAACUGAACAGAAGAAGGAUGUUGAGGCUCUGGAGCGUGUCCAGAGAAGAGCAACAAAGCUGGUGAGGGGGCUGGAGAACAAGUCUUAUGAGGAGCGGCUGAGAGAGCUGGGAUUGUUUAGCCUGGAGAAGAGGAGGCUGAGGGGAGACCUUAUUACUCUCUACAACUACCUGAAAGGAGGUUGUGGAGAGGAGGGAGCUGGCCUCUUCUCCCGAGUGACAGGGGACAGGACUAGAGGGAAUGGCCUGAAGCUCCGUCAGGGGAGGUUCAGGUUGGAUAUCAGAAAAAAAUUCUUCACAGUAAGAGUCAUUGGGUACUGGAACAGGCUGCCCAGGGAGGUGGUCGAGUCGCCUUCCCUGGAGGUGUUUAAGGAACGGGUGGAUGAAGUACUUAGGGACAUGGUUUAGGGAGUGUUAGGAAUGGUUGGACUCGAUGAUCCAAUGGGUCCUUUCCAACCUUGUG